Oncorhynchus nerka (sockeye salmon) is the source of this 8349-nucleotide messenger RNA. It is a transcript of the gene ercc6l2, whose product is annotated as excision repair cross-complementation group 6-like 2. The transcript is spliced from 20 exons. Gene Ontology annotation, molecular function: ATP binding; ATP-dependent chromatin remodeler activity. The coding region runs from base 257 to 4999 and encodes 1580 amino acids. NCBI's taxonomy places the organism in Eukaryota, Metazoa, Chordata, Actinopteri, Salmoniformes, Salmonidae. The record is from RefSeq and is a predicted model, not a curated record.
UAAACAGCAGAACGCUUGCUAGCUAGCGACGCUGACAAGUACGGGCAAGAUAGGUCUCAAAGAUCUAGCUAGCUAGCUAUACAUAUUACUGUCCCGUGAAAAUACUAAAUCUUUUAGUUAUCGAGUGUAAAUUUAGCUAACUAGCUAAACGCUAUUUUACUGUCUGUGCCAGACAGUGAAGAGACUUGUCUUACUAGUUAACGUGAGCUUGUCUGCUUAUGCUUUAGCUAGUUACAGCUUGCCACAAUGCUUUUUGAUGAUGGCUUCAACUUCCACAGCUGACAUAAAAGUGUGGCAUGAGGGCGACAGAUGCCUCGCUCCCAGCCUCAGAGAUGGCACCCUACUACGAGAGGGGACAAUCCAGAAACUCCCUUCCACUUCUCAUGGUGAGGACAUGGCACUGGUGAAGUUCACAGAUCAACAUGAUGAAGAUGAAGAAGAGGAGGCAGUCUUUCCAGUCUGUAAACUCCAGAGACCAGACACAAACCAGUCGUCCACCAGUGUAGUGUCUGCCCAGGAGAAGCCUCUAUUCCUCUGCAGCCAGACACCUCCCGGGCCAUCAGAGCCCUUGGUGUUGUCACCGAGUGGUGUGGCAGUCCCAUACACCAUCAACAGGUACCUGAGGUACUACCAGAAGGAAGGGAUCCAGUUCAUCUAUGACAACUAUGCCCAGUCCAGAGGAUGUAUCCUGGGAGAUGACAUGGGCCUGGGCAAGACCAUUCAGGUCAUUGGUUUCCUGGCUGCUGUGCUGGGUAAAACAGGGACAUGGGAAGACAUUGAGAACAACAGGCCUCAGUUUCUUCUCACUCAGAUCCCCACACAGCGAAGCAAACCCCGAAAGGUGUUCUUGAUUGUGGCCCCUCUGUCGGUGCUGUACAACUGGAAAGAGGAGCUGGAGACGUGGGGUCACUUCCUGACCGUUGUAGUCCACGGUCUGAGGAAAGAGGAGGAGCUGGCUCGCAUCCGGAGGGGACGCUCUGAGAUCGCCCUCACCACCUACGAGACCCUACGCCUCUAUCUGGAGCAGUUUAACAGCAUUGACUGGUCUGCUGUGAUAGUGGACGAGGCCCACAAGAUCAAGAACCCCAACUCCCAGAUCACUGGGGCAAUGAAGGAUCUGAGGUGUCCGGUCAGAGUGGGCCUCACUGGCACAAUCCUGCAGAACAACCUGGAUGAGCUCUGGUGUGUCAUGGACUGGGCCAUCCCUCGUUGCCUUGGCAGCCUGGGUAACUUCAAGAAUAUGUUUUCGGACCCCAUCGAACUGGGGCAGAAGCACAGCGUAACUAAGCGGGCCCUAGCGACGGGCAGGAGGGCGGUCCGGGCCCUGGCUGCGAAGCUCUCCCAUUGGUUUCUCCGGAGGACCAAGGCUCUUAUCAGAGAGCAGCUGCCCAAAAAAGACGACAGGGUGGUGUACUGUUCGCUGACGUCAUUCCAGCAGACUGUGUACCAGGCGGUACUGGACACGGAGGACGUCACCCUGCUCUUGCGCUCCUCAGAGAAGUGUGACUGUCACAGUGGACACUCCCGCAGGAAGUGCUGCUACAAGGUGAAUGCUCGGGGUGUGCGUGUGACAGACCUGUACUUCAGUUACUUGGCCAUUCUCAGGAAGGUGGCCAACCACGUGGCUUUACUGCAAGCCAAGUGGAACACCAGCAAAAAGCAGGAGCAGUAUGUGAAUGAGAUCUGUGAGACGGUGUUCCAGAAGUUUCCUGACUUCACAGAGAAAUGCAAGCAGGCAGCAUUUGAGGCCAUGUCAGACCCCAUGUACAGCGGAAAGAUGAAGGUUCUCCAGAGGUUGUUGAAACAUUACAUGCAGAGAAAAGACAAAGUGCUAUUAUUUUCCCUCUCCACUAAGCUGCUGGACGUGCUGGAGAGCUACUGCAUGGCAGAUGGGCUGGAGUAUAGCAGAUUGGAUGGCAACACCAAGCCCAGAGAGAGGCUGAAGAUCGUCAAAGAGUUCAACAGCUGCCCUGACAUCAACCUCUGCCUGGUCUCCACCAUGGCAGGGGGUCUGGGCCUGAACUUUGUCGGGGCCAACAUUGUGGUCCUGUUUGAUCCCACCUGGAACCCUGCCAAUGACCUGCAGGCAAUUGACAGGGCAUAUCGUAUAGGCCAGUGCAGGGACGUGACAGUGUUCAGACUCAUCUCUCUGGGAACAGUGGAGGAGGUCAUCUACCUGCGCCAGGUCUACAAACAGCAGUUACAGUCUUCUGUGAUGGGUAAGGAGAGUGCCCGGCGGUACUUUGAUGCAGUGCAGGGGUCCGACGACCAGAAGGGGGAGCUGUUUGGGAUACAGAACCUCUUCAGGCUGCAGACCCAGGGGACCUGCCUCACCAGGAGAAUACUGGAGCGGGAGGGACGAGUGGAGGUAGGAGUAAUGACGUCCAGCACCCACACAGGGGAAGAGGAGGAGAGGAAGAGCGAGAGCGAGGCUGGGGAGGUUUCCGCAAGGGACCACUGUGAACUGGGCAAUGGAGGGGCGAUCGGCAGUGUAGGGGCCUCGAGGAUCCCCAGGGCAACAACCAGGGGGGUACUGGACUUCAGCAGUGGCAGUGAGGAGGAGGGGGAACAGGGGGACAGGAGUAAGGUGGAGAAGGCAAACACUACCCUUCCUGGCCGACUCAGUCUCCUUCAGCAUGGCUUCUCCAGGUUGCUCCAGAGGUCAGGGGUCAGGGCUGGAUCAGGGUCAGAAUCAGGGGAGCAUAGCCAGAGUGAGGGGGGAAGGAGUGAUUCUGAAGAGGACAGUGAUGAAGACACUUCUGCCAUGGCACCAAAGGGCCUCAGCACCGCAGGGAGUGGGGGCCCCCAGACCCCUACAUUGGCCCCCAAGUGUGGGAACCACUUGGAUGCAGCUCCUCUGAAGAACGACUGGGACGUCUCCAGUGGCUCUGAGAGAGAGGAAGAAAGGAAUGGAGGGAGAUGGGAUGGACAGAGGGGGCGAGACCAUGAUCCUGUUACACUGUCUGGAGAGAGUGAUGACAUGGGGAGAAAAAUACAAAAUCGAAAACAAGGAAUAAGGAGGAAGAGGAGGGUGGAGGAGGACAGUGAUGAUGAUUUACCCCCCUCCAGUGGAAGCAAACGAUCUAACACUAAAACUCCAGUUUCCAGAAUGCACCAGGUGAUGUUUGACUCUGAGUCUGAGGACAUAGACAUUGAGGAGCUAAUCAAACCUUGUGCACAAACUCAUGUGCUUAAGAGACCCCCAGCACACCUGAGAAGGAGGGAGAUGGGGAGAGAUGGUGGUAGUAAGAGAGAGACCAGCAACAGACCAGUAGACCAGAGUAGAAGAACCAGACAAGCAGAGGACAUUGAGACUUUUACCUCCUCAGACGAAAACCACACUGCAGUCGAAAGAGUCCGAUCUGUUACAGCCCCACAGAACCACAAUCAUGGCCGAGGCCCACAGACAGACCAACACGGAGCGAGGGCGUUUACAAACCCAAAAGUGAACCAGACUGUCCCUUCUGCCAAAGGACCGCCCUGUGGAACGAUUGACAAUGUGUUAGGUGGUGUACGGGAGGUGGUUUACACCCACUCUAACCAACAUGUGGUGGGCGGGAGCAAGGCCGAGGAGCGAAUCAGCAGAGCCGCUCUCAGAGACGUGUUUGAGCGCAGGAGGUUCUCCCAGCUUCCAGCCAAUGAACUCCGGGACACACAGAAGACCCAGCCUGAACACACUCCACCAUUCUAUACUUCCCAUAAUAAUGAUGUUGGUUGGGUGGGAGCAGUGCACAGACCCAGUGUGGACCACCCAGUCACACACACCAUCAGGAGCGUCCACCACCCCACCCAACACACCACCGUCAUUAUCGGAGAGACCCCCGGAACCAUCCGAAGGCAGCAGCUGGAGGAGAUGGCGUGUGUAUUUGGAUCUGUUUCAUUGAGACAGUUUGCUGAGGAGGUUCUGAGGAGUACCUCUGCCCAGAGACUGGCUCAGCUACGACAGUACUACACUGACCAGGGCCCUGAGGUGGCUUCCACCAUCAGGGAGAACUUCGCAGAACCACACACAGCCCAGCCCAAAGUUAACAGGACAACCCCUUCCUCCUCUACAACCAAACACAGACCCAACUCCAAAAGGAACCAGAGAGUUGCUCUAGAACCCCAAGCAGAACCUAGAACCCGACAUAGGUCCGUUCCAGAACCCCAGAGGGAUGUUCCCUCUUCUGAGGAGCAGAUGGUCCGGAACGCCAGAGGAGGGAAGAAGAAGAGUGGUAAUAGUGGAAUGUCCAGAGCUGCUCAGUGCUCCAGCUCAGACCUGGACAAUAGUAGGAGUAGUCCUCUGGGACCAGGGGCCUCUAGAGCUCAACCCGUUUCCUCCUCCUCCUCCUCUUCUUCAGCUCUCAGCCAUCCCCAGGCUAAGCCCACAGCCAGCCCUCAGAGAGGGAGGAGCAGCCUGCUGUCCUCCCCCAGGAAGAGUGAGGUUGUGGGGAGGCAGCGGUACAGAGCUCAGCCUUCCUCUCCCCCCAGCCAGCAGGUCCUCCUCACAGAGCUGCUAGGAGACACCUCUAUCCUGGACGACCUGCUACGACCCAGGAGCAAGGCCUCCUCAGAGCCUUCGAGGGCCUUCCCAAAAACCCCUACCUCACGGGCUGUCUUCACACCCACUUCUCACUCUGCCACACCUGCCUCCUGUCACCCUACAACGCCUCCCAAACCGCCCAGCACACCCCACCCUCGGCCCCUGACAAAAUCCGUCCCAGGCCCUUCUUCUACUACUACUACUCCCCCCUCUCGAUCCAUCACCACACCCCUCACACACCCCAUUACACCACUUUUCUCUCCAGCCCCUGAGAGGUCAAAGAACAGCCACAGAGACUUCUGGGACAUUUUGGAGGAGGGUAACGAGGAGAGGAUCAACAAACUGACGGACCCGUCGGAGGUAGAGAGGGUGUGUGAGAGUGCUAGCGUCAGGGCCAGAGGAGGAACAGGGGGAGGAGAGGAGAAAGGGAACACGUCACUUUGGAAGAGGAACGACAAGUUCCUGUGGAAGAAGUGAUUUUGGGGGAGACAUGACGACAUGUAUUUUGCGUUCGACUUUUAUUAUUCUUAUGCUUUUUUUAAAAUGAAAAAUUUAAUCGUUUUGGUUACUGUAACCUAUCCUGAAAUUAUAGAUUGAUAAAUAGGUGUGUGUGUGUGUGUGUGUAGACAAACCAUGUGUGUGCGUACUCAUGUAUGGAAAUGUACAUUGUAAUUCAGAACAUUAAUGCCAUGUGCCAUUGACUUGGGCCAGACAUGGUCUGACUGUGUCAGUGGUGGUAACCCAUGUUUCCUGCUCAACUAAUUAGUGACCACCAGCCUGAGAAUCUCAUGUCUGGCCACCUACAUGGCAGGUAGGUGUCUCUGUCUCUUUGUCUGUGUUUCUGUCUUCCGCAAGGCUUGGACUAGUUUUCUUAAAUACUCUUUCUCAAUAGACGGUGUGUAUGGGAAGUGGGCCAGGGGCUGUCUGGGGGCAGGGCCUGUGGUGGGUACAUGCCCGGGGCGCUCCUUCCCGCAUCAGUAGUCUGCAAAAUGACAGGCUGUGGUUGGGCUCAGCUCUGCUUCUAAUGGCCUCAGAGUGGAGGCCGCUGCUGCACCAUUAGAGCAUUAAUGAGGUAAAAUCUGUGGGUCGUGGCCCACCAUUUUGGGGACCACUGUUGUAUACCAUCUCUGAUAGUUACUGUAUAGAGGUGUGUGAGAGAGAGAGAAAGCCACACAGCUGUUUGACCUCUCAGCUGAGGUAAGCAGAGCCCCUAAGGGUGCAGCUCUGUUAAUGUGUUUUGUUUAGCUGAAAUGAGAAAGUGCUGAUAGCUACCAAUAAACAACAAGACUAAUACGUGCCUCAACAGAACACUCAGCUCCGCUGCCAAAGCCGUGUGUGUAGCCCUUCUGGGUGGUAGAAGGUGCACACAGACAGGCUACACAUCUGCCACGCCUGUUCAAAUCUGAGACUGAGGAGAAUAAAAAAAGCCCUUUCUAUAUCUCUUUCCUCCUCAAACUCACGCCACGAACAGAUUCCCAUCUACCUCCCCCUCCGCUCUUUGCUCAGUCUCGUUCAAGUGCAAUGACAGUCAGGCUUAAAAGGUUUUAGAAAUGCACUAAAUGAUUGUAAAGAAUUGGACACCUCUACAGUACAUCAUGCCCCAAUGAUUCCCAAUGUUGUCCUGUCUAAAAGCUAUCUAAAAGGAUUCCAGCUCUUCAGUGACGUGAGAAACGCAAACCGAGUGCUGUUCUGUCCUCUGGACGGAUGUCAAUAAAUAUAAACAGGUGGAACAUGUUUAGCAAGAGGCACUGAGGACUAAAAAGACAAGAGUCAAAGAGUACAAGAGUCAAAGAGUUGUUUGUGUUCACUGGAUUAUGGGUCCACUUGUGUCUACCAUCUUUUCACUCUGUUUUGCUGUAUUUUGUUCCCCAUUUUGGGCAUCACUUUUGACCCAAAAAAUGGACUGCUGGCUUUUUCUAACUUCCCUAUUAGGGUCUUUUCUCUGUGUGUCAGGACGGUGAGAGGACAUUCUGGAUUCCCUGUCACAAUUACCCAAGUGUCUGUCCAUCCAUCUGGCUGGCUGGGUUUACUUGCAGAGAGACAGAGAGCGUAUGGUGUGAUUGGUGAAAGAAAGGCCAAUGGAGGCCUUUCCUCUCAGGUUUCUACAGAGAUGGAAACACUUGAGUAAAUGGGGGAUGCAAAGUAUAUUGAAAGCAGGUGCUUCCACACAGGUUUAGUUCCUGAGUUAAUUAAGCAAUUAAUAUCCCAUCAUGCUUAGGGUCAUGUAUAGAAAUGCCUAGUUGCCCAUUAUUUUGGCUAACAUGGCUAGAAGAAGAGAUCUCAGUGACUUUGAACGUGGGGUUGCAAAGGAGCAUAGGGGGUUUAACGGGUGAGUGUGUGUGUCAGUCACCAGAUCUCAACCCAAAUUCUGGAGGAGCGCCAGAGACAGCGUUUUCCAACACCAUCAACAAAACACCAAAUGAUGGAAUUUCUUGUGAAAGAAUGGUGUCGCAUUCUCCAAUAGAGUUCCAGACGCUUGUAGAAUCUAUGCCAAGGUACAUUGAAACAGGUCUGGCACCUCGUGGUGGCCCAACGCCCUAUUUAGACACGAGGUUGGUGUUUGUUUUAUUUUGGCAGUUACCUGUCCGUCUGCAGUAUUGGAGCUCGCAGCUCUUCAUGAGGAACUAAGAAUUUGAGAAAAGAAGGCGAUGGUAACCUUGGCAGAAUGUGGUAUUUCUGCCCCUCUGUAGCAUUGGUUUCAUUUAAUGUAUUUUGCAUGUGGAUGUAUAAGUCAUUUAAAUAAUGCAUCAGCUGCUAUUAGCCCCCUCCCCAAAAAAACAAUAUAUAUUCCUAAAACCAUCUAUUCAUCGUCUGUCCAUCCAACCAUUACUCCCUUCUCAUUAUUGCUGGUCGUCCCCGCAGUGGCAGACCACGUAAAAACACCUGCACAGGAUCGGUACAUCCGAACAUCACACGUGUGGGACAGGUACAGGAUGGCAACAACAACUGCCGAGUUACACCAGGAACACACAAUCCAACCAUCAGUGCUCAGACUGUCUGCAAUAGGCUGAGAGAGGCUGGACUGAGGGCUUGUAGGCCUGUUGUAAGGCAGGUCCUCACCAGACAUCACCGGCAACGUCGCCUAUGGGCACAAACCCACCGUCACUGGACCAGACAGGACUGGCAAAAAGUGCUCUUCACUGACGAGUCGCGGUUUUGUCUCACCAGGGGUGUUGGUCGGAUUUGCGUUUAUCGUUGAAGGAAUGAGUUACACCGAGGCCUGUACUCUGGAGCGGGAUCGAUUUGGAGGUGGAGGGUCCAUCAUGGUCUGGGGCGGUGUGUCACAGCGUCAUCGGACUGAGCUUGUUGUCAUUGCAGGCAAUCUCAACGCUGUGCGUUACAGGGAAAACAGCCUCCUCCCUCAUGUGGUACCCUUCCUGCAGGUUCAUCCUGACAUGACCCUCCAGCCAUACUGCUCGUUCUGUGUGUGAUUUCCUGUAAGACAGUAAUGUCAGUGUUCUGCCAUGGCCAGCGAGGAGCCCGGAUCUCAAUCCCAUUGAGCACGUCUGGGACCUGUUGGAUUGAAGGGUGAGGGUUAGGGCCAUUCCCCCCCAGAAAUGUCCGGGAACUUGCAGGUGCCUUGGUGGAAAAGUGCAAAUCUGGUGCAGUCCAUGAGGAGGUGCACUGCAGUACUUAAUGCAGCUGGUGUCCACACCAGAUACUGACUGUUACUUUUGAUUUUGACCCCCCCUCCUUUUGUUCAGGGACACUUUAUUCCAUAGUCACAUGUCUGUGGAACUUGUUCAGUUUGUCUGUUGUUGAAUCUUAUGUUCAUACAAAUAUUUACACAUGUUAAGUUUGCUGAAAAUAAAUGCAGUUGACAGUGA